This is a messenger RNA of Dermacentor silvarum, 2509 nucleotides long. RefSeq names its product TNF receptor-associated factor 6-like. The transcript has 2 exons. Lineage: Eukaryota; Metazoa; Arthropoda; Arachnida; Ixodida; Ixodidae. Gene Ontology annotation, cellular component: cytoplasmic side of plasma membrane; plasma membrane signaling receptor complex. The record is from RefSeq and is a predicted model, not a curated record. Bases 115 to 1659 code for a protein of 514 amino acids. Gene Ontology annotation, molecular function: tumor necrosis factor receptor binding; ubiquitin protein ligase binding. Gene Ontology annotation, biological process: positive regulation of JNK cascade; protein K63-linked ubiquitination; regulation of canonical NF-kappaB signal transduction.
GGCUGGUGAUAGUCGACAUGGAAACAACUGCGAAGACAGAGCGCUGAUAACGCUUCGAAGUUUCGGCAGAGCAGUCGGCAGGACGUUUGUCAGUCUACGUAUGCGCGGUUCGUCAUGGCUUCUCGAGGCCAGCGGUAUACGCUGUGCGGUUUUUCUCAGGAACUAGACUGGCGACCUUUGCACUUCGUCGAGCGUAUUCCUGAAAACAAAAUAUGCAACGCGUGUGGUGUGCUGCCCAGUAUUACUGCCUUUCUGCCAUGCAAACACGUGCUCUGCCGCAGCUGCUACGAGCACUGCCGGCUCGACAAUUCACACGCCUGUCCGCUCGACGGUGACCAGUUUCUUGCCGAAGACGCUGAGUGGAUAAACUUUCCCUUGGACAACCUGCUCAGGCGCAAGGUAAAAUGCUGGAAUGCCGAACAAGGCUGCGGCAUGGUUUUGGUGGCAUCAGAACAAAUCAAACAUUUUUGCGAAGACUGUGACUACCACUUUUCGUCGUGUCCCAAUUGUUCAAAGGUUGUGCUCCGUAGAGAUGUGUGCGCGCAUCUCCAGAGCAAAUGCAGAGAUUAUGCGCUGUCUGCGGCGUCCCGGUCCCCACAUAGGACCGAUAGUGAGAGCAAGGCAAUGAUCAUGGCUCUGAAUGCAAGCAUGGACAUGCAAGAAGGUGAAAUGAAAGACAGGCUAGACCAGGUUAUUAGUGAUAAUAGCGGCCAAAGUGACCGCCUCAACGAAAUUUCACAUUUCAUGAACUCGAUCAAAGAAAUUCUGCUACAGAUAUCGAGUAAAGCACUUGAGAACGUUGCAUCGCAAGCACCAGCUACCAUAUCCCGCCGUGAAGCAAUCCAGCAAACUUUGAUUGAACACAGUAAAAAGCUGCAGGAGCUUGCACAAACUACAAGCAAUUCAAACAAAGCACAGAUGAAAGCUUUAGAAGACACGAAGCACGCUGUAGAACAACUGAAAGGAAAUACAGCUAACAUGUUGCAAGCAGAAUUACGGCAACGUUCGGUGGCUGACUGCGCUGCACUCAGGAAAGUUUCCGACAGGCUGGAGACCUUCGAAAAACUGUUGGAGGACUCCACUAAGGCAAUCUGUAGAAAUAUAUCAGAAAGUGCUGCUAGGAUUGGUGAAGGAAAUGAUGGUGCGGAGCAAAGUUGGUCGAGUGCAACAAAACUAAAAGAACUGGCCCUAAAUACUAUCAAUAUUAGGCGAUACGAGUUUUUUGUAAAGGGAUUGAAAGCAAUGAAAUACAGCACCCAUUCAACAGGCUAUCAUAUUUACAAGUGUGAAAAUAUGUACAUGUCUGGUUAUCACUUGUCUCCUGGAGUUCACCUAAAAAAAGUGGGGGAGCAUGUGUUACUGUGUGCUAGAAUGCAGUUACACAAGGGAGUGAUCGACGAGUUUCUUCCAUGGCCUUUCAAUGAGAAAAUUCAGUUGACCGUCAAACAUCCAUCGAGACAGAAGCACUACCAGUUGAUAGAGGAAACUGGAGAUUUACUCGGGAGUUACGGAAGACCCCAACAAUCAAGUAACAGUGGUGUGUGUUUCAUGGCCAGUUCAGUCCGCUUGGAUGAUCUGAAACGUGAAGGAUACGUCGCGGACGACAACCUUCAGAUAGUGUGGGAGCUUGUUCCGAAAGACUUACCCAAACAAUAUUGAUGGGCGCAGCACGUAUUUUUUGAAACAGUUAAGCUGUUAAAACUGUUAAGGAGACAUAUCGCUCUUCCGCGUACUUUUGUUGAAAAGAAAAUAAAGCUUGCUAUUCAGCUCUAAGAUACUCUUUUUAUAUGUAUGAAUAAAAUCAACUCGUUGCCGGUAAUUGAUAACUAUAAAGUAGGCCCGAAUCUUCGCAUGUUCCUUUCGAAGUCCGUUGUAGAUGAUCCAGCAGUUGCAAAGAAUACUGCAAUAUAACCUCACUCUGGCCGUGAAUGAGUAUUGGUUACUCACACAAUAGCAAAAUCGCAACAAGUUUCAGGAAUCGGCUUUCGUUGCUGCAGAACCGUUACAUGUUUGUCGAAAGAUAUUUUUUACAGCAAUAUGUUAUGCGCAGACCCUUUUCUCAUUGUAAUGUCUCUGCCAGGGAGUGAAUAGGCAAGGGCUCCAACGGGAAAAACGGUGUUUAUUGCCCGAAGGUUACGGGCUCAUGAUUAGAUCAGGAAUAGGCGGUUAGCGCACAUAGCACGACAUUAAACGAACUUCUGCGCACAUGCGUACUAACAGCUGCUUAUCAGGUGCGCUAUCACCGAAACAACUCAUACCUUUUGGUGAAUUGUAUUCAGACAUGCAGUUUUUCCGUGCACAAAAAGUAACAAUCUCGAAAGUAUACGUUCAUCGCCAUCAUACUUGUAUUGUGAGGCGAAAAGUAUUGGCAAAAGUGCUGUUUUAUAUAACCAUUGAGAUCAAUUCCCAAUGAAUGUCAAAAAUAAGGCUGUCGAGUGUCGUUUAUUUUCCUUCUAUAUAUUGAAAGGGGCUGCACAGCGUCCCUUUUGUUUAGAAUAAAGGAGUGCAA